AUGGUCUUUGCAAGGUCAUCAGCACUUCGCGCCGUUGCGCGCCAGGGACGCAACUUCUCGUCCACUUUGACCAGCCGAGCUGCUGCUCCCGAAAAGGCUUCAUCCGCUAUCAACGAUAUCUCGAAAAAGGCCCAGGAGCUCGGCGGUCCCGUGAUCAAGCGUGUUGAAGGCUUGCUUGGAGGCUACUCGGAGCCGAUCAAGUACAACCUCUCGGUAGCAGGCUCGAUCGCCAAGCAGGUGUACGUCGCUGAAGCGCUCGCUCCUCCCACCUCGCUCAACUCGAUCACCUCGGCUUACCGUCAGAUCUGGUCGAAAGCCUCGGACAAGUCUUACUGGACGCAGCUCCUCACAAAGGGCGACUGGAAGCGUGUCGGCAUCUACGCCGUCGAGGCUUACGGCAUCUUCACCAUCGGCGAGAUGAUCGGCCGCAGAUCGCUCGUUGGCUACAAGCUCGACACCCCCAAGCAUGCUCACCACUAG
Mycosarcoma maydis (corn smut) is the source of this 480-nucleotide messenger RNA. Its product is annotated as F1F0 ATP synthase subunit g. NCBI's taxonomy places the organism in Eukaryota, Fungi, Basidiomycota, Ustilaginomycetes, Ustilaginales. The transcript has 2 exons. Bases 1 to 480 code for a protein of 159 amino acids. The record is from RefSeq and is a predicted model, not a curated record. Gene Ontology annotation, molecular function: proton transmembrane transporter activity. Gene Ontology annotation, biological process: proton motive force-driven ATP synthesis.